Dendronephthya gigantea is the source of this 1802-nucleotide messenger RNA. RefSeq lists its product as uncharacterized. The record is from RefSeq and is a predicted model, not a curated record. The transcript has 10 exons. NCBI's taxonomy places the organism in Eukaryota, Metazoa, Cnidaria, Anthozoa, Malacalcyonacea, Nephtheidae. Gene Ontology annotation, molecular function: protein binding. The coding region runs from base 178 to 1749 and encodes 523 amino acids.
UGUUUUCAAGGUUAAAAGAAAUGUCACGAAUGUAGAAAUAUGUCUUACAAGACUAUUUUAGUUUUUUAUUUACGUUUGUCCAAAGCUCAGCGCCAGUGAACUCGACAAAACUGCAAAGAAAUUCGUGAAAGUAGAUUUCCUAAACAAAGGAAAUAUGAAAUCAUCGACUGAGAAAAUAUGAAAUCGUACGGGAUUAAACAGUUUUUGUCAAGGGUCAUUGUUACAGCUUUUCUCAUUACUACCUGGGAUAUUCCAACAUAUUAUGGCAAACCUCAGAAGUUUAAUACAACGGAACAAGGCAGAAAGAAACAAUACGUUGUGACAGAAGAAGAGAUACAAGACACAUAUUUCAUUCCACAUCAACAGCAAUACCCAGUUACCCCUCAAUACGCAGUUCCAGUAAUAACACCAGUUGUCAGUCCCCCAGAACCUCAACCAGAGGCAAAAAAGCCGAAAGAAAAACACGGGAGUGCACACAAAGAAAAACAUGUUUUAUUCCAGCCAAAGAAAACGGGAAACGAAAAUGACAAUUAUGCAAGAAUUAGCAAAGGCACUGCUGCAAAAAACGGGAACUCUAUUGAUAGCAACAGAAACAGGGGGACUAAAAAGGAUAGCGGGGACGGCGAAAUCUUAGAAAACAGUGACACUACCAGAAAGGAGAGUGGGUCUGCUGGAUUAAUAAAAACUACUUCAAGUGAUACUAAGAAAGGGAAAGAAUAUAGAAAUGUGGGAUGUUAUAAGGACACUUUACCAAGAGCUGUACCCUCACUUGAAGGUUCUGACCCUAUCCUUAAGGAGUAUUACAAAAGACGACUCAAUGCUGUCGAGAAAUGUUCCCAAGUAGCAAAAUCGCGAGGCUACCAACUAUUUACCAUUCAAAAUGGUGGAUUUUGUUCAUCUGGACCUAUGGCCCACAGAACAUUUCAAAUAUAUGGGCCAGCGAGUAACUGUAGGAACGGCAGAGGUGGGAAUUGGGCCAGUGACGUAUACGUGUUUAGUGCAUAUGAAUACGAGCUGACAGUUCAUACAGGAACAGAGCAAAAAAGUUCAACAGAUGCGAAGAUUUCUGUAGCUUUAUAUGGUGUGAUGGGAUCAUCAAGACAUAUCCCUCUAAGAUCACAAGCAUCCGCAGGCAUCAACGACCCAUUUCAAAAUGGACAAGUGGAUAAAUUCACGGUACAUACAGUUCCACUGGGAGACUUGACAAGACUACAUGUGUGUCUUGAUAACACAGGACCAGCACCAGCGUGGUAUUUAGAGAAGAUCUCAAUAAAAGACCCAAGAAAUGACAUUUACAUAUUUCCAUGCAACUGCUGGUUAAAAGGUGGCAAGAAAGGAAGUAUUACAGAAAGAAACCUUUUGCCAGCUGUGGUUAUCAUUCCCAAAUCAUUCAACUUUAUUGGAUGUUUUAAACACCCCAGAACAGACAAUAUUGCUUUAGAAGCUCAGGGUUAUAAGAUCUUAGAUGGUCAACCUUCCUCGGCAAUCCAAAGCAAGCGUACUAAACCAAUAAAUAAAGAUUACGUCAUCGAAAUGUGUGCACAGGGCACCCAUGAUAGAGGUUACAUGUUCUUUGGAAUUCACAACGGUAACCAGUGUAUUACAAGUGGUACGUUUCAAGAUACAUACGGCAAAUAUGGAAUGGCGUCUGAUUGUUUUAAGACUGGUAGAGGUGGUAGUGAAUCUAUUGCCGUGUAUACCUUUACAGACAGAGAACCACUCAAACACGCGACUGGUACAACAUCUUAGGGAACACACGGUGAUAAAAAUUCAGGAUUAUUUAAUAUACACAAGAUUGUUUC